Molecule: messenger RNA, 2009 nt
Organism: Portunus trituberculatus (swimming crab)
Lineage: Eukaryota; Metazoa; Arthropoda; Malacostraca; Decapoda; Portunidae
Exons: 2
Coding region: 490-1191 (233 amino acids)
Source: RefSeq, a predicted model, not a curated record
CAAACAUGUCACUUCACAUUCUUCUAUCUGAUUGCCAGUAUGGCUGCCGUCAAGGUCGCUCUACUGGUGAUCUCCUGGCGUUCCUUAAGGCAGCGUCACACCAGCACUUUUCCGUCUUCUUUUUCUGUCAAUUUUCUAAUGACUGUCAACUUUUGCAGACACACACAAGCUUGCUUCCGCCUUUGCCGCGCUUGUCGAUUGUACACAAACAUGGCUCAUUUCACUUCACAACCAUUUAACUGACGUCACAAGGUAGGCAACGAGACGCUCACCUUACCAGCUCCACAUCAGUUCACAGCUGACCUCCACGCAGUCCAGUCCUCUCCUGCUCCAGUUAGUGUUUCACCCUUCACCUGGUAAGCCUUCACCUUCUGACGAGCCGUUCCUUCUUGGUGGAAAUAACAUAUAUGAUCCACGGACAUAUAUUGUUCGCCUUGUGUUUUGAAAGGCUUUUAUGUGACACAGUACUGUUUCUUUUUGUUCAGACCGAUGUCGGACCAGAACGAGGCUCACGAAACGCCAAGGCGUUCGUCAUCGUCGUCAUCUGAGAAGAAGAGACGUGAGAAAGACUCUGUGCCUUUACCGGCCAGUAAAAGGAGGGCCACCCAGAACAUGGGAGUGAAGGACGGUUUGAGUCAACCACGGCCCGAGUGUGGUUCACCACCAGCUGUGGCCGGCCCAAGUCGCGCCAACACAACAACCGAGUGCUCGUUUGGCGGUGAAACUCUCAACCGGCUAUCUGCAUUGUUGAGUGGUUUAAUUGAAAAACUCGACAAUAACCCAGUACGGGAAGAUGAGCCUUACGAUAACUGUGAAAAUUUUCGUGGCCCUCAUGACAUUUCCUCGUCUGAGGACGAUGUCACAGUCAAUUCAGUGGGUUUGCCUGACCGUUUGGAUGAACUGGACACGUUCAACUCCAUGCCUGCGUCCCAAGACUGUGAUGAGGUUGAUUUUCUUAAGGCAUUAGGGGAUUUCUCGGGUCUUUUCCAUAGUGAGGAACAGAAAGGAGAGCCCCUCUCUGAGCGGUUGGCCUCCAUCCUAAACUUGAGUUUGAGACGUCGACCCUCCGCUGAAGGUAUAAAAUCUACUUGUGAAAAAAAUCAAGCUCCCAAGCAAUGUACAAAACCUGAAAGUUCCCGUGACCAACGCUGCCGUUUCCAAAGCUAUGAGUUUUGGUGGAAAAUUAAUUGACACUUACUCAGACUAAUAGCCUGAUCUCAAAAGCUUUAGUUCCUAUUGCACUGUGCAUAAGCGAUAUCGGGGAAAAGAAAGGAAAGAAUAUCAAUUCAUACUUAGAUGGACUAAACAUGAGUCUUAGGCUGCUUUCCUCUGCUAUUAAUUAUAUUAAUCAACUACGGAAAGAAGUUGCACGGCUCCAUGUUCACGACUCUGCCUUGGCCGAGCUUUGCAAGUGGAAGUAUGAGGUUAGACAAGAUGCUUUUUUUCCGUUUGAUGUGACUAAGAGAUGUGAGGAAAUACACAAAACAAAGAAACUGGGAAGGCCUACAUACUGUCCUUACAAGUCUUCUGGGAGGAGAUAUACUUCAAACAAGCAAAUUAGGCGGCCCUAUCAGGUUUCCUCGCAUUCUCGGCUACAUAACCAGCCAAGGCCUUUUUUAGGCCAGAAGCAUCCCCAGGGGAGAGGGAUGCAUUUACCAAAACUCCCCCAAUAAGCCGCCCCAGGGAUCAUCUCAAGAGUUUUGAAGAAACUCCAAGAAGACGAAGCAUCAAUACUGAUGGUAUUCCCACUGUGGCCGACCCAGUUUUGGUUCCCCAAAGCUCUCCAGCUAAUGGCAGCAGUUCCCGUUCUUCUCCCCAAAAAAUACCCUAGUUCUUCCACAAAAUCCUACUCAACACCAUCCACAGGCUCAAAGGUUGGUGUUAACGAGAGCGAUUUUAUCAGGGAAUCGUACGAAAAUUAAGGCUUUUCGGCAGAGGUUACCCAAUUUCUCCUUACGUCAUGGAGAUUAAAAGGAUUAAAUAAUCCUCAAAUUAAGUCAUCACAAGGG